CCGGGCUACUAAUCGUGGACAAACCAGGGGAGGUGGCGGAGGAAGGAAACGAACAAGGAAAACCCCGUCAUGUGUGUAGAAUAGCUAGGAUUCACACCAUACUGAAGCCCAACAGUAGCAAUUGCACAGUAGGUCGGUUAACCGAGGUGAGACGAAACGGCUGAACUUGAUCUCCUCCUGCCCCGAGACGGGAGCGGAUGUAGCCAUGUAACUCCCCAGCGUCAUUCGUUGACCUGGGCAAGAGUUGCCAGGGUUGCUGUUGCUUUCCACAGCCUCUUCAUCAAUCCUGGGCAAGCCUCUAACCCAAGACAAGAAAGCAACAGGCAUCUGCGUCUACAGCUAAAGUCACAUCCGCUGUCGCACAACUGAGGCGGUAAGUGGACUGCCUGUCCUCACCGUCGGCGCCACCUAGUACAGAGCUACAAGCCGACACUGGGUGGAUCUCGCCGGAGCGAUCAAACUCGGCCAGCAGAGCCUGUGAAUCUGCCCGUAAGUCGACUUGAAUAGAAGGGCUGCUACCCCCAGUUCCCCCUUCUGCACUCAUUUUGUCUUGAACCGGCAGCACGCAGAGAAAUCAAUGGUGUAUGCCAAGUGACAUUUGUACCCACAGCAGACGACUGCCUCAGCCCCCUAUCCAUGGUACAAUUCACGGUUCAUGCGCGUUAAUUGACCUGAGGGGCUCUGUUAAACAGAAAGACAAGAGACCGAGGUGACCAGCCGUCUGUUUAUGUGUCGUCGAAUUCUACUCAGUUCCAGCUGUUUCACCAGGUCAGGCAGAACCAACAACAGAAAAGGCCAGCAUUGUCGAAAGUGUCUUCCUGUAACUCAUCAUGCGGGUCAAACGAAAACGAAUGUCCACGUCACAGUACACUCAUAAUGUCGCGGAUCGUGUGGCAGCGUACAUCCUUUUCAUAUUAUGUUCGGUCGCGCAUGAGUAUAAUUGAUGCAGUGCUGCCACAUCAACUAGAGACACAAUUUUCCUCUUGUGGCUUAACAGGUCAUCUGCGUAUGCUGUCCAUGUGUCGCCUUCAGGGUAGCCAAGAAAGGUCCAUUUUAUGUUUGCCUCGUUGUUGUCUUGCCCUUGAAGUAUUUGUGUCUAGUGAAAGCAUAGCUUCGUUAAAAGUCAUGCUCUACACGCGUUCGGGUAUCCUUGCUUUUAUGUUCUCCUACACCCCGGUGACCUCAUGUCUUAGACCAUCCUCACUGUCUCGCACCUCCUUUACGUACGGCUUAAUUGGGAAACGUCAAGUUCGGCUGCAUCGAAUCCGGCUGACAUGCCGCCUCACUGAACACUCGUUGCUUCAGAGGUGUGUUGAAUACGAACAAGUAUUUUUGUGCUCGCGCGAACUGCCAGUCACGCUUACAACAGGGAUUCCCCCUCAACGCGCCAUAAUAAUUUGCGCACGGUUUGUAUAACACAGAGCUGGCUGGUAUUUGUUUCCUCUGAACAACCGAAAAACGAUCUCAACAUUUGGAUGCA
Messenger RNA from Toxoplasma gondii ME49, 1480 nucleotides. RefSeq lists its product as hypothetical. Lineage: Eukaryota; Apicomplexa; Conoidasida; Eucoccidiorida; Sarcocystidae. The transcript has 2 exons. Bases 877 to 1416 code for a protein of 179 amino acids. The record is from RefSeq and is a predicted model, not a curated record.